AUGUCCAAGACAGCUCCAGCAGCAAGCUCGGGUACCGCGACGCCGACCGUGCCCUCGUCGACCAAGACCAACCUCGUACUGGAAGAGGACGACUACGCGAACCCCCCGCCGGCGCGCGCACUGGUCGCGUCCACAGCGGGGCAGAUGUACGCGCUUUCCGUCUCGUUUGUCCUCGGUACAGCGGCAACAGUGGCUCUCGCGGGGUUGUACAUUGGCAUCGGGUGCCCCUCAGACUCCCCUCUUCUCGCCGUCCUCUGCUCGGACAACCACUACAAGUACCUCCUCCCAAUCCUCGUCCCCGUCACGGCGUGGUUCGUCAUUGCCAACUGGGUUGGCUGGCAGUUCUUCCGCUACGCCUAG
Molecule: messenger RNA, 360 nt
Organism: Apiotrichum porosum
Lineage: Eukaryota; Fungi; Basidiomycota; Tremellomycetes; Trichosporonales; Trichosporonaceae
Exons: 2
Coding region: 1-360 (119 amino acids)
Source: RefSeq, a predicted model, not a curated record